CUGAAUAUUAGCGAAAGAUUGGAAUUUAUUUUGUGUUGUGUCCAAUGUAUGUAGGUGUUGAUAUAAAUAUACAACUUAAAUAAUAAAUACACUUUGAUACGAUUAUACGAUUACUGAAUCAUUAUUUGCUUUUGCGUUUGUUAAAUUGAGCCUUCACGGCGUUAAUUAAAAACAAAUAUUAGUUAGUUUAAACCUUUGGCAGGGACGCACAAGUGGUUCACCUGUCAUUUGGUAAUUUGCAGUGAUUUUUACUGUGGAUGUGACUCAAAUAUAUCUACGUGAUAUGGGAAGACAGCACGGUUGAAAAUGAGUUUCGGAGGGUUUCAGUUCGGACCUGACACUGACGAUUUACCUGAAAUAAAUGGAUCAUACGACACUUCACACGAUGAUGUGUUUUAUCCUCGUGUUGAUGAGUUUGAUCUGACGAAUGCGAUCAAGUGCCAGGAUGACGGGGAUUGCCCUAUCAAUGGCAAGUGCCCAACGGGGGAUAUCCUGAUGAAGAACAUAUGCGUGUGCGUGGACAACCUCGUGCCUGUCAUGCAGAAUGAAACGUGUCUGGAGUCAUCAGAUAACGUUCACAGACCGGAGGAGAAGGCGUCGUCCGGAGUGAUCCGGUUACCGACGCAAUUUGGGUCCGGCUUUCACCAGAACCCGGCAUACACGGCUCUGUUAAACGACAGUGAUGUUCAUGAGGAGGGUGACUACAUAUCUAACCAACAGGCAACACAGAAUGCUUUAGCAGACGACACAAUUAACCAAAAUACAUUAAGCACAUCCGACAUCAGUAUCAAAAUACUCAUUCCUUUCGCUGGAACAGUCCUUCUCAGUGCCCUACUAAUUGUUGUUAUCAUACGACGAUUCGGUUGGUGUCGAAAGAGUCCUAGAGGCAAAAAUACUGCAGUUAUUAAAGCAAGUGAAGGAGUCCAUCUUUUGGACAAAAUAAACGUUGUGAACAAAAAUCCAAAUUAUUUAAUGAGCAUUACGAACACCUACAAGAAAACAGCCGGUGUUGUUAAUAUUCCUGUUGAACAUAUCAAAUUGAUGGAGGUGGUUGGGGAAGGAGCGUUUGGACAAGUAUACAAAGGUGAACUGGAGUCACCAGAUAGUCAGGAAAAGCGAGAUGUGGCAGUAAAAGUGUUGAAAGAGGGCGUAUCAAACGAGGCUAGGGAGGACUUCGAACGUGAAGUAGAUAUCAUGAGUGCCUUUGAUCACGAUAACAUUCUGAAACUCUUGGGAACUGUUCAAACUGGCAACAGUGACACCCCUUACAUGGUAUUUGAAUACAUGAAACAUGGAGACCUGGCGGAGCUUCUACGAAAAAAUGAUCACAGUGUACCACAAACUGAGGAGACUCUUCAGCUUCAAAAGAUUGACUUGAUCGACAUCACCGUGCAGAUAUCUAAUGGAAUGCAAUAUUUGACGUCACAGCAUUUCGUUCAUCGUGACUUAGCAACCAGGAACUGUCUCGUUGGAGAGGGCUUAACUUUAAAGAUAUCCGACUUCGGCAUGUCACGUGAUAUCUACACAUGUGAUUACUACAGGAUUGGAGGCUCUCGCAUGUUGCCGGUCAGGUGGAUGUCGCCAGAAGCGGUAAAGUGGGGCAAAUUUACCACCGAGUCUGAUAUUUGGGCAUUUGGAGUGGUAUUAUGGGAGAUUUUCAGCUUUGGGAGACAACCCUAUUAUGGACAUACGAAUGAGGAGGUUAUUCGGUUUCUGGAAGAGAACAUAUUGCUACAAAGGCCGGAGGAAUGCCCCUCCAUUGUAUAUCACGUGAUGCUACAGUGCUGGAAGGCGGACCCGAAGGAACGACUUGCCUUUUCACGGAUAAACAAGUACCUGACAGAGUAUCACAAGCAAUUGCAACGCAACACGUGCAACUCUUCUUUUGACCUUGUUAACGAGUAUGAGAUUCCGUUGUAAGGGAUUUGUUCAAGUUUUAAAUGGUUGAGUUUGUGUUAUUAUUUGAAAUAAACGAUUGAUAGAGCAUUACACGGCUGGUUACCGUGAUUUAUGCACGAUUUAAAAUACUUUUUCAGAAUUUGUGCCAGUUACAAUUAAAAAUCAUAUUUGUUCUGUAAUACAGGAUGUUUGUAUUUUAAGCGGUAUCAUAUUGAGCAUGUACACACUUUUUUCCAAUUUGACUGUUAAAAGUCAAAAGUGUUUUAAAUGUUGUAGAUGAAAAUUGAUAAAUCUGACAUAAAACGUAUUGUCACCUCAAGUUAAUGUCUGUUUCCUUGUACACAUCUACAAAUCACAAUGCAUCGUUUUUCUCUGAAAAUUUUAAAUAUGUCAUAUCGCGUUUAUGAUCUCUACGUUUUGAAUAUUUUGAUUAUUAAUAAGUAGUAUUGUAGAUUAAUAAGGCAAAAUAGCACACGGUGAAGCAUUAUUUAUAUUAACAUUAUUUAUAUUUACUUUGUAAAUAAAGUAAUAACAUAUAAUUCAAUGUAAGAGUAUGUCCAGUAUCGCGUAUAGUUGGUUCCGUAUUAAUUUGAUUACAUCAAACUUUGCUAAAUUUUGGUUUUCACAAGAUAUUUUGCAAAUAUUGAGUUUUGAUUUUGAGACUCCGACUCAAUAUAUAUUGAAAUAUAAUUUCAGAGGUGCAUAUUAUUUAGAGAAAAUACGAAACAAAAUAUAUUGCAGGUACGUUUUAAUAUACCAUUUGCUGAACAUCAUUCUGGGUUUAGUAAUUCAUAUACGCAAUUUUACAAAUUCAACAUGACACUAAGUAUAUAAAUAGCUACAACAUGCACUCGAAAAGCAUUUGAUAUGUUUUUUCUCUAUUUUGCAAUUAUAGUUAAAUAGAUCAUGUGUACAUUCAAGUUAAACGCAGUUAAUUUUAGCCAUCCACAGUUUUUUUUCUUGUAUUGUAAAUAGUAUGUGUACAGUGUUCACUAGAGCUAUCACAGACACAAUGACACGUAUUGUUUUCAUGUUUAACAUGUAUUAAUAUAAUACAAAGGAAAAACAAAAUAAAAAUAAAAUAUUUACAAUAGUUGUAAUUUUAUACAUUUAGCAAAUAUGAUCAAGGGCACAAAACUUAAGCACGCGCAGAUAAUUGGACAAGUCAUGCAAGUUUAGAACUUGCGUGUGUUCUUCACAGAGUACAAUAUUUUUUAUACAAGACAAAUUAUUUCAUAAAUACAUAAAUUACAACACCAGCUCGCAGAGCUAUUUUUUAUAAAAUGCAAAAAAAACAUAUAAAUAAUGCAACACAUAACCUUAAAAAUAAAAAGGGCCUUUAGAUAAGAUUAAAGUUAAUAUUAUUAGCAAAAUAGUAAAAAAUAAAAUUAUAUCACAUUAAAUAUAGUUUAAUAAAUCGAUCGUAAACAUGUAGAACAUUACUAAUACCAGAGAAUAUUAAAACUAUCACAUUUAAUUACUUUUGUUUAUCAAAAAUAUGCUUACACGACUUUGUUUGCAAAUCUGAAUUUGUUUGGAGGUUUUAUAUUAAAUUGAACAAUAUCAUGUAAGAUUUUGUGUACUACCAUGGAGACAUUUUAAAAAUUCCAUAUCAAUAGACAAAUUACAGUCAAAGCACUUAACAGUAAUACUGCAUAUAUCUUAAACCACACACCAGUCAAAGCCCUUUAACAGUCAUAGUUUGCAUUUCUUAUACCACUCACCAGGUAUCGCUAUUAAACGUUCAAGAGCACAUAUCUUAUACCAUACACCAGACAUUGCUCUCAACAGUUAUAAUGCAUAUAUCUUGUACCAUACAUCAAGCAUAGCCCUAAACAGGUAUUGUACACAUGUCUAGUACAACAUACCAGGUAGAGCCAUAAACAGGUACACCACAAUCAUAAACAUUAUUCACUUGUAUUUAGCAUCUCUUUUUUUCUCGAAUAUCUGUGAUAUAUGUUUUGCUCUAUGAGGACAAUGUACACUUUUUUCUGUUAUUUCAAAAUCAUCUUUAGCCAUCUUUGUUAUGAUGAAUGAGUAUUAUUGAUAACUAUAAAUAUAUUGGUUAAGUUUGGACUAGUAUUGAUGAGUCUUAGGUGUGUCUAUAUUAAGAAAGGUUAUCGUUGUUAAGUUAUUGUUUGUUUGUUUGGACUACUAAAACAAUAAAUUGUUAUGUCAG
Mya arenaria is the source of this 4078-nucleotide messenger RNA. Its product is annotated as BDNF/NT-3 growth factors receptor-like. The record is from RefSeq and is a predicted model, not a curated record. Gene Ontology annotation, molecular function: neurotrophin receptor activity; neurotrophin binding; ATP binding. The transcript has 9 exons. The coding region runs from base 307 to 1920 and encodes 537 amino acids. Gene Ontology annotation, biological process: cell surface receptor protein tyrosine kinase signaling pathway; multicellular organism development; protein phosphorylation. Gene Ontology annotation, cellular component: membrane; signaling receptor complex; axon. NCBI's taxonomy places the organism in Eukaryota, Metazoa, Mollusca, Bivalvia, Myida, Myidae.